UUUCCCCCAAACCAUAUCCAUACACCUUGCUUUCUCUCACUAAAAUUAUAAAUCAAAAUUUCCGCCGCCUGUUUUUAGAGAGAGAGAGAUCGGAAAUGGCGAUGAAGGAGAAGGCGGAGGGAAGCAGCAAGGCGAAGGAGGUGCACUACAGGGGGGUGAGGAAGCGGCCAUGGGGCCGCUACGCCGCCGAGAUCCGCGAUCCAGGGAAGAAAUCGCGCGUCUGGCUCGGGACCUUCGACACCGCCGAGGAGGCCGCGCGUGCCUACGACGCCGCCGCCCGCGAAUUCCGCGGCGCGAAGGCGAAGACGAAUUUCCCCGCGCACGCCUCGUCCGCCGCGGUGCGCAGCCCCAGCCAAAGCAGCACCGUCGAGUCCUCCAGCGCCGAUCUGAACGCACGCGCUCAGAUCGUCGAGCUCGAUCUCACGCGCCGCCUCGGCGCUGCGCCGGAUCGGAGCGUGACCGUCGCCGAUGCAGCUCCGAUUGGAGGAUACCAGUUUUUCCGGCGGAUGGCGGUGCUUCCGAACGGGCAGCCGGUGAUCCUGUUCGAUCCGGCGAUGGCGGCGGCGGCUUACAGGAUGAGCGCGGCGGGGUGCGGCGGCGGCGGAGUGAAGCGGAGCGACUCUGACACCUCGUCGGUGGUGGAUGAGAUCAAUUUUGACGGAGGGGAGGGGAAGAGGGGACUGGAUCUCGAUCUGAACAUGCCGCCGCCUGUGGAGGUGUGAAUGCUGGCGGAGGAAGGUUCUAGAAUUGGAUCGGAGCUGAGGGAGGGAAAUGACGUCUGAUUUUUGUAUAUAUAUUUAAAAUUAAAAAAAGGAACCCUUGUUUUUUGCAGCUGAGAAUGUGAUAUCUCUGGUUGUUUCCACCGCCGGCGGCGGAUGUUAGGGUUUUGGUGGAUUAAUUAGUUCCCGUUUUUUUGUAAUUUUGAAAAGCAAAAAAAAAAGGUUAAAGAUGAAGACAUUCAUGUAGCUCAUUCGAUUUUGAAUCCUAUGUGGUAUGUUGAAUUGUGUUUGAUUCAUGAAUAAUAAUUGCCAUUAUUCGGAA
Messenger RNA from Salvia splendens (bonfire salvia), 1041 nucleotides. RefSeq names its product ethylene-responsive transcription factor 4. The coding region runs from base 96 to 722 and encodes 208 amino acids. Gene Ontology annotation, biological process: regulation of DNA-templated transcription. The record is from RefSeq and is a predicted model, not a curated record. Gene Ontology annotation, molecular function: DNA binding; DNA-binding transcription factor activity. Lineage: Eukaryota; Viridiplantae; Streptophyta; Magnoliopsida; Lamiales; Lamiaceae. The transcript has a single exon.